AUGGAGUCCACGCCUCUGCUUCAAGUUCACAAAGAUUCAGAAGACAGAUCCAAGCUGGGCAAUCUCCUCAAAGCCAACAUCGUGUUGCUGAUCUUCCAUUUAUCUGUCAAUAUGCGGAGUCCAGUUCUCUCUCAGUACCUGUACCAGCGUUACUUAAGCGAGCUGGUGGACAAUGGAACAGACAGUUUCUCCACCAACGCAUCAUCAAAAUGUUUCGUGAACAAAUCAGAUCCAGCAUACCAAACUCACGUUCAGGCAGAAGAAAUGAGCAACAACUUGACGAUUAUGUUCAGCUACAUUAGCGUACCGUUAUGCAUUAUAACCUCCACGCUGCUUGGUUCGUACUCUGACUUUAUCGGUCGACGGAUUCUGUUUGUGGUUCCAUUGAUGGGCGAAGGUCUUCGUAAUGGACUGUGUACAGUGAUCAUGUACUGGGACAUGGACUUGAGAUAUAUGUACAUCGGGGAAGCCAUCACAGGGAUUACGGCUGGAUACAAUGGUGUAAGUCUAGCCAGCUAUGUGUACACCGCUGACAAUACACCACCUAAAGCAUCCAGGACGGUUGGAAUGGCUGUUCUGGACUUCACAACCUACUUCGCUGCAGCUCUAUCUCAAGCAGGGACUGGAUACUUUAUCACAUAUAUGGGUUUUGUUUGGCCUACCUUUGUCACAGCCGCUCUCGUAUUCCUCUCAGUAUUCUUCGUUGUUGUGCUUCUUCCAGAAACAGUUCCUCUUGAAAAGAAACAAUCGCCUUGCGUUGCGCCAACUAAAGCUAUUAAGAACGUUUUUGGAUUCUAUUUCUCCAAAGACUUUGGCAGAAAGAGGUCAUUGUUUUGGAUAGCUUUCAUAGCGCUCUUCGUCACAAGUGUGGGCAAUUCUGGCACGGGAUAUAUAGAUUACAUGCUGGUUCUUAAUCAACCAUUUUGCUGGGGACCGGAGAUGAUUGGCUACGUCAACAUGGCGGCCAUGCUGCUAAACCAGUUCCUGAGUGUUGGUGUGGUCAAGCUGUUUCACAUGUGUUCAACUGACGAGAUGAUCGCCAUUGUGACGGCACUGGUCAAAGGCGGCUCUGAUGUUCUUCAUGGUCUGGCCUACACUGAUUAUAUGAUAUAUGUUCAGACCGUUCUGUCAGCACUGGCUGCUCCAAUGAUGCCUGUAAUCAGAGGGAUCGUGUCAAGGAUGGCUCCAGGAGACGUUCAGGGCUCUUUGUUUGCGGGACUGACCGUGGCGGGGGCUGUGGCGUCUAUGAUGGGGAUGACGAUAUACGGGGCCGUGUACGAUGCAACCGUGGAGACGAUGCGCGGAUUCGUCUACUACACGUGCGGUGGAACACGCGCCCUGACAGCCGCCAUACUUGUGGUGUUUUACUGCGUGGCGCCGGGGAUACUACGCCAGAUCAAAACCGAGACGAUCAUUAUCAACGACCAGGACGAGAGGGCACACAUCGCCAAAUCGCCCAAGAAGCCAGUUCUGGAUUCUGAAGUGUAA
Molecule: messenger RNA, 1488 nt
Organism: Haliotis rubra (blacklip abalone)
Lineage: Eukaryota; Metazoa; Mollusca; Gastropoda; Lepetellida; Haliotidae
Product: solute carrier family 46 member 3-like
Exons: 4
Coding region: 1-1488 (495 amino acids)
Biological process (GO): transmembrane transport
Cellular component (GO): membrane
Molecular function (GO): transmembrane transporter activity
Source: RefSeq, a predicted model, not a curated record